Penicillium maclennaniae is the source of this 2139-nucleotide messenger RNA. Its product is annotated as guanine nucleotide exchange factor SEC2. Gene Ontology annotation, biological process: exocytosis. Bases 1 to 2139 code for a protein of 712 amino acids. Gene Ontology annotation, molecular function: guanyl-nucleotide exchange factor activity. The record is from RefSeq and is a predicted model, not a curated record. The transcript is spliced from 2 exons. NCBI's taxonomy places the organism in Eukaryota, Fungi, Ascomycota, Eurotiomycetes, Eurotiales, Aspergillaceae. Gene Ontology annotation, cellular component: cell tip; Golgi to plasma membrane transport vesicle.
AUGAUCCCGCGUCACGCUCAUAAGCGGUCUCUUUCUUCGGAGCAUCGCACUCUGUCCCCAGACAAAACAGUCACCAAAGCGAAAUCUACAACAAAUCUCACUGAAAUUGUAUCCGAUUCCACGUUCCAUCCCAAGUACGAGGAAAACAGUUUCAACACCUUACAGGACCCACGCUUGGUUGUCGGCACGGAGGUCUCACCGUCAACGUCAUCGACCCAUCACCCCGACUUGAGCAAUGAGGUCGCGGCAUUAAGUGUGAAACUGAUUCAAGCGAUCAACAAUCAGACCUCCUUGGAUGACAACCUCGUGGCAACGCGACAGGAGCUUGAGGCAGCUCAGAGCAAGAUCAAAGCCUUGGAGUUUCAAAAUGAGAAACAUCGUCGGGAUAUUGAUGAGCAGGUCUACAUCAAGAAAUCCGACUCUGAUCGUGAAAUUAUGCAAUUGAAAGCUGCACUUGCCGAGGAGAGGGCCGCACGCGCCGUGGCUGAAAAGGGCACGAAGACUAUGGAGCAAGAGCUCGAGGCCCUGACCGCUGAUCUCUUCGAGGAAGCCAACAAGAUGGUGGCUGCAGCUAAAAUUGACCGGGAAGCGGUCGAGAAGAAGAACGAGCAACUGCGCUCGCAAAUCAAAGACACUGAGUCUCUCCUUGCAUCUCAUCAGGAUCAGCUGGCGGAACUCAAAUCUGUCAUGCAAGGGAUGCACCUGUCUAAAGACGAUGUGGAUGCCCGCACCAACGCCUCAAGUGCACCGCCGUCCCCAGGCCACCCUCCGCAACUGCAGGCUUCAGCCAAACAAGAGUCUGACGAUGUCGAUAUUUCAGCAGCUUCAUGCAUUGCCGAAGAAUUAACUCCUGGCCCGUCAUGCAAUUUCCCCGAAAUGAUUCGUAUGGUGUGCCGCACCGAUUUGCCAGCAUACGAUGACUUUCGCGAUCUUUUGGUGCUCGCACGAGGCGCGAGCUCGAAACCUGCUAGCCGCGCCGGAAGCGGCUCGUAUGCGGGCUUGAAUGUGAUGAGCUUGGCUGGAUUUGGCGGUGGUAACUCGAACACAUCCUCGCCCACCAAGGCCUUCACACACUCUCCCAACGGGAGUCAAUCUUCGCAACCCGGCUCGCAUAUCCCUCUUAAAGACACGAGAUUCUAUAAACGUGUGUUAAUGGAGGACAUUGAGCCUACACUCAGACUUGACCUCUCACCGGGCAUUUCAUGGCUUACACGACGGACUGUUCUGAGUGGAAUAUGUGAGGGCACUCUUGUCGUGGAACCUAUGCCGUCAGCAACCAAAGUGUACGAAUUUCCUUGCUCAGUGUGUGGCGAGCGCAGACCGGGAGCCCAAAACGAAAGAACGCACCGCUUCCGAACAUCGGACAGUGAAACAGCCCAACGGUACUCCUUGUGUAUUCAGUGUCUGGAGAGGGUCCGUUCCUGCUGCGAGUUUACCGGCUACCUGCGUCUCAUCUUAGACGGACACGUUCGCGCUGCUGACAGGGAAGAAGAAAAGGAUGUUUGGGAAGAAACCGUUCAUUUAAGGGAGCGCAUGUUCUGGUCUCGAAUCGCUGCAGGCAUCGUCCCGAAAUUCGCCCGAACAGCCCAUUCCGCACAAGUGGAAGCUUCACAAGAGAAAUAUUUACAUCCCAUGGACAACAACUUCAUUGAGCCCGAAAUCGUGGAGAUGAAUCGCAUAAUCGAGGCAUCUCGCCCGAAAACAUCAUCUUCUAUGGCAGGACACUCCCUACGCUCUUUCGAUAUGGCUAAGCCUGUCACUCCCGAUCUCCCACAUAGGGAUGAUGAUGCUUCCGCAGAUGAAACACAUUGCAGACGAGGAUCCGUUGACUCCGCUGUCAGUGUCUACGAAGAAGCCAACGCAAAUGUCUCUGUCGACAUGGAGCGUAUGACCGAGGAGCCCAUAGUCGAAUACGAGCAGCCCGUCACCGAAGCGCCUGUGACGGAAGAGCCCGAAACCGAAGAACCCAUGCCGGAAACUCCCGUGGCUAAGAACCCAGACAUCAGGGAGCACCUCACCGAAGAUUCUAUGACCGAAUCCCCCAAGAUCGAGGGGCCUGCUACUGGAGAGUCUGGUGCUGAACAGCCCUCUUCUCACGACCCUUCCAGUGUCGAAUUCGCGUCAAAAGAAGCGAAUUGA